This is a messenger RNA of Tetrahymena thermophila SB210, 1203 nucleotides long. Its product is annotated as methylthioribulose-1-phosphate dehydratase. Gene Ontology annotation, cellular component: cytoplasm. Gene Ontology annotation, molecular function: metal ion binding; methylthioribulose 1-phosphate dehydratase activity; acireductone dioxygenase [iron(II)-requiring] activity. The transcript has a single exon. NCBI's taxonomy places the organism in Eukaryota, Ciliophora, Oligohymenophorea, Hymenostomatida, Tetrahymenidae. The record is from RefSeq and is a predicted model, not a curated record.
AUGAACGGUUUAUCUUCAAAUUCUGGUCCUAGAGAAGUCAUUUGUGCUCUCUUGAGAAACUUUUAUACUUAAGGAUGGUGCGCUGGUUCAGGUGGUGGUAUAUCUAUUAGAAAAAGCGACGAUGAAAUAUAUGUUGCACCUUCAGGUGUAUAAAAAGAAUUGGUUUAACCUGAAGAUAUCUAUGUUAUUAAUGUUAAUGGAGAUGUAGUUGAAAACCCUAAAAAUCCAAAAUUAAAACCUUCUGAAUGCACUCCUCUUUUUAAUGCAGCUUAUAAGCUUCGUCGUGCUGGUGCUGUUUUACAUUCUCAUGCUCUUCCUGCAAUGCUAGUUACCAAGCUCUUUGGAACUGAAUUUUAGACAAUUGAUCAUGAAAUGAUUAAAGGUAUUCCUAAUCACCAUAAUACAGAAUGGUGUGUCGUCCCUAUCAUUGAAAACACUGAAAAGGAAUGCGAAUUAACAGAACGUUUAACUAAUGCAAUCAACGCUUAUCCUCGUUCUAAUGCUGUCUUAGUUCGUAAUCACGGUGUUUAUAUUUGGGGAGAAAAUUGGGAAAAAGCAAAAAUACAUGCUGAGUGUUACCAUUAUUUAUUCGAAGCAGUUGUUGAAAUGAAGAAAUUAGGUUUAGAAAUUCCACGCACUGUUUCAAGCAGUAGCCAAUUACGUGCUUGGUAUAUUGAUGAAAAUGCAAUUGGCCAAGAUGGUGAUAUUCGUGAGAGCUUACACUAUCGCUCAUAUAAGUGGGUUAAUCCAGAAUAUUUGGCAACAAUUGGUGUUGAACACUGGAAAUUAGACGGAGAAGAGAAUAAUACUGAACUUGAAAGAGUUUGCAAAUAAAGAAAUUACUCUUCUCGUGAUUAAAUUAAAUGUGGAAAUCAUUGUGAAAAUUACUAACAAAUGUUAUCAAAUUUCAGAAAAGAACACAUCCAUUUAGAUGAAGAGAUUCGCUAUAUUAUAGGUGGUAGUGGUUAUUUUGAUGUCCGUGACCAUGAAGAUAAAUGGAUUCGUAUCCAAAGUGUUAAAGGUGAUUUAAUUGUACUUCCUGAAGGUAUAUAUCACCGCUUUACAACUGAUAAAAAUGAUGGAGUUCAUGCUAUGAGAUUAUUUAAGGAUGAACCUAAAUGGACACCUUAUAAUCGUCCUUGUGAUGAAUUGGAAAGCCGUAACAAAUAUGUAGAUUAAUUCUUAAAAAAGUUUUAAAAAUGA